This is a messenger RNA of Paraglomus brasilianum, 1015 nucleotides long. The record is from the annotation of a GenBank genome assembly. NCBI's taxonomy places the organism in Eukaryota, Fungi, Glomeromycota, Glomeromycetes, Paraglomerales, Paraglomeraceae.
AUGGAAUUAUACGAAGAAAUAGAGAAAAGAGAGAAUGCCAUCAAAAUUAUUGAAAUGCAUACUGCUGGUGAACCAACUCGAAUUGUUGUGAAAGGAUAUCCGCCGAUACUAGGGUCGAACGUACUCGAGAAACGCCGAUACGUUAAAGAUAACUUGGAUUGGAUACGUAAGAGGAUACUUUUUGAACCUCGUGGUCACAAAGAUCAAUAUGGAGCAAUUAUAUUGGGCGAGAAGACCAAUACUGAAGCGGACGUUGGCGUGUUGUUUAUGCACAACGCAGAAGGCUACUCAACGAUGUGUGGCCAUGCAACAAUUGCCCUCGGUCGUUUCCUAAUCGACAGCGAUCACUUUGAUCCACAGCCUAUACCUGAUGCAUCUGGCAGAGUUACUGUUAAAAUAGAAUGUCCCUGCGGCAUAGUACCAACUUUCAUCCAUACGUACACGACAAGUUCCGGUCAGCUACGUUCCAACCCCAAUUUUCCCGUGUCGUUCCAAAGCGUACCUUCGUUCUCCGUGGCUAUAGACUGUGUAUUAGAAAUUCUCGUCAAUGGACAGCACAAAAACGUUAAAUUUGACAUUGGAUUUGGAGGAGCAUUUUAUGCCAUCGUUGCUGCUUCAGAGUUGGGAUUCGACAAUAGUUGUCUGGACUCGAACGAUCUUUCUCUGAUUGUUAAAGCUGCCAAUGAUUUAAGUAAUCGUGUGAGACAAUCCAAGUAUGUUGGUAACAUUCGUCACCCUAGUUCAGAACACAGUGAGCUCAACUUUUUAUAUGGGACUAUAGUUACUGACGGUAGAGAUGGUAGUGAAGAUGGAGGAAGUAGGAACUUGUGCGUGUUUGCUGAUUGUGAAAUAGAUAGAAGUCCUUGUGGAUCAGGUGUAUCAGCUAGAAUGGCUCUACUGUAUGCGAAAGGUAUAUUGGGAAUAGACAAGACAUGUUAUUAUGAGAGUGUGCUUGGUGGGGAUGGGUUCACAGGUAAAGUUAUUAGAGAAGUAGCCAUUGGUGAUGUCGAUGAAA